AUGAGUGACUUGAUCGUUAAAUGCAGCAUCUUCUGCACUUUCGCGGUAUUUCAAAGCCUGGCUUUCCACGAUUCGUUGCCUUGUUCCAUCGCGUCUUGCACUCUUGCUCGUAGACGAAAAAGUCUGUUAACUCUGUUUUUAGUUGAAGAAUUUUUAUACGAUCGGUUGCGGAUUUUGAGGCUGCAAUAUGGGUAUCCAUGUGGGGUCAAGUUCAGGUUUAUCAACAUCGGAUCCAGAGGACGAUCAGUCACAGCCCUUUUGAUUGGUCUAGCCACAGGAUGCAUUAUUUUGCUAACUUCUGGUGGUAAAAACUCUCGCAUAUUGGAAUUUCAGGAAGAGUUUUUCUUUAUGUAUCUCCUUCCGCCAAUAAUCUUCAAUGCUGGGUUUCAGGUGAAAAAGAAACAGUUUUUCCGCAAUUUCAUGACCAUUACAUUAUUUGGAGCUAUUGGUACUUUGAUAUCGUUUGCCAUUAUAUCAUACGGUGCAACACUCUUGUUCCCUAAACUGGACAUUGGUUACCUCGAGAUCAAGGACUAUCUUGCACUUGGAGCCAUAUUUUCUGCAACAGAUUCUGUGUGCGCCUUACAGGUGCUUAAUCAAGAAGAAACACCAUUGUUGUACAGUCUAGUGUUUGGGGAGGGUGUGGUGAAUGAUGCCACAUCUGUGGUACUUUUCAAUGCCAUCACCAAUUAUGACCUAAACAACAUGAAUGCUACUGAAGUUCUUACAUUUGCUUACAGUUUCUUGACAUUGUUUGUAUUAAGCACGUUGUUGGGAGUUUUUGUUGGGCUGCUAUGUUCAUUCAUCAUCAGAACAUUAUACUUUGGAAGGCAUUCAACUGAUCGUGAAAUAGCUCUCAUGAUGCUCAUGGCUUACCUCUCAUACAUUACAGCUGAAAUGUUUGAAUUAAGCGGAAUCCUUACAGUAUUCUUUUGUGGGAUUGUAAUGUCACACUACGCAUGGCAUAACAUCACUUUGAAUUCACAAGUAACCACAAAGCAUACUUUUGCCACAAUGUCAUAUAUAUCUGAAGUGUUUAUCUUCCUGUAUGUUGGAAUGGACUCGCUAGAUAUUGAAAAAUGGAGGUUCAUAGAGGAUAGCCCUGGAAAAUCAUUUAGUGCAAGUGGUAUACUGGUUGGGUUGAUUAUGGUUGGAAGGGCAGCUUUUGUGUUCCCUCUGUCAUUAUUAUCCAACUUUAUUCGAAAAAAUAGGAACGAAAAGAUCAAGAUUAAACAGCAAGUUACAGUUUGGUGGGCUGGUCUCAUGCGAGGCGCUGUAUCUGUAGCACUUGCUUAUAAAAAGUUUACUGGAUCCGGGCAAACUAUUCAGCCUGCAAAUGCGCUGUUGAUCACCAGCACCAUUACUGUUGUUCUUUUCAGUACAGUGGUAUUUGGAUUGCUAACAAAGCCGAUUAUAAGAUGGUUGUUACCAGAUGAAACAGACCCAUCUACUCCAAACUCAUCAAGUAGUAUGCCACUUCUACAAAACGGGCAAGGGCAUGGGCAUGGGCAUGACCCUGACCAUGAAGAAGACGGAAAUGAAAAUAGGCCGAGUCUAAAGCGGCGUCAAAACAUGGUUCAUCAGUAUUGGAGAAAGUUUGAUGAUGCGUUUAUGCGCCCUGUUUUUGGGGGUAGAGGCUUUGUGUCCCAAGCCACCGGGACCCGCGACAUGGGUGUCAUCCAUUGAUGCGGGCUACCACUAUGGACUCUGGACUAUGUUGAUGUACAUAAUUGGCUUCGUUGGAUUGGUUUUAUAGUUUUGGUACAGAUAUAUUUACGUGUUUUCGGUUGUAUUAUAAUUAUAUACUUUUAAGGGGUUAAAAAGCAUUAUAGAGUAAAAAAAAAGGGUAGAUAGAUGUAUUGUGUUGGGGUUCUUUAUCGAUCGUCUAACUGCCAACAUGCUAACAGCCUAACAUAAGAGAUGUAAAUCGGAAUGUCAACUAGAACAUGGAAGAUUGGAAGGUUUCGACUUCUUAUACAUCAAAAAGUGUCAAAAUGGAAGCUUCGUGAAAAAGUAUAAGUAUAAUUUCGUGAAAUGUAGAAAGGC
Molecule: messenger RNA, 2046 nt
Organism: Lactuca virosa
Lineage: Eukaryota; Viridiplantae; Streptophyta; Magnoliopsida; Asterales; Asteraceae
Source: the annotation of a GenBank genome assembly